UUUUCGUUCUCGGUGUUUGUAUUAAAAUUGCUUUUAAUUAUAAUAUAAUUUUAUAGUUAUUUGACAAUAGUGCAAGCUUUCAUUGACUUAAUCACGAUGCGUUUAGGUUGACCGAGGUGAAAUUGCUCCGAGUUUGUUUUCAGUCUUGGCUCGCGGCACUCCGUUGACGACUCAUGGGAUAGGGCAGGAUACGACUCGAAAAUUGGAUAGCCGAUUCCCGGAUUUCCGCACUCUUGGAUCCACGGUGAUGCGCAGCACUUCUCGCAUUCUGAUCAGUUCUUUACUCACGACAAUAUCACGCUUGUGGAUUCAACAUGAUUCAGGCAAUGAAGAAAUUUAUCCGACUGGGUUCAGUGCAAGGAAUUCCGAAGUGGAACACUAGAGGCCUGUCGGCUGUAGAUACAAAGUAUAAGAUUUUGGAUAUCAUUAAUUUAACCGGAACGCUCUGUGGCUGCGCUGUUGGAGGUGCAUUUUAUCUCCACAGCGAGCAUCCCAAGAAAGAGCUGAUCGGCGGCGGUUUGGUGGCCAUUCCCUGUGGGAUGGCAACGGGGAUUGCUACGGGCGUCCUUACAGGUGUCUCCCUUAGCCGAGCCAAUGCGACAACUCUGGGAAUUUCAGGGGUAAAAGGUGCGGUAUUCGCCUUCCUAGCGGCGCUCGUAUUCGGGCCUGCUCUGGAGCAAUACCACAUCCUCCAGCCUCAAAACAAACACCGGUCUUUUAUUGACAAUAACAUCUCCUUGAGACGCGGGUUUUACCGGUCUUUACCCCAACAAGACAAAGUUACGGCAUGUUACAUAUGGAUCGACGGGACCCAUGAAAAUCUUCGGUGUAAAUCCAGGACGCUGGACUCAGAGCCCAAAAGCCCAGAAGAUCUUCCCAUCUGGAACUACGACGGUUGGCAUACCUACCAGGCCGAAGGAAGCAACAGCGACGUCUAUUUACACCCUGUAGCAUUGUACCCGGAUCCAUUCACCGGUGGCAAGAACAAGCUCGUGCUGUGCGAAACGUACAAUUACAACAAAAAGCCAACAGAAAGCAAUAAGCGCAGAGCUUGUGCCGAUGUGAUGACUCAAGCUAAAGAUUUUGAGCCCUGGUUUGAAAUUGAGCAAGAAUACUCGCUGUUGGAUGUGGACCGCCGUCCACUUGUCAGCCCGAAAACUGGAUUGGCGGGAUCACUUGGACCGCAUUAUUGCGGGUUAGGGGCAGACGCGAUUUAUGCGCGCGAUAUUAGUGAAGCGCAUUAUCGGGCCUGUUUAUAUUCAGGAAUUAAAAUCCACUUCGCUAGUGCUGGACCAAUGCCGGCUCAGUGGAAAUUCCGUAUUGGGCCUUGUGAAGGCAUUUCUGCAGGAGAUCAAUUGUGGAUUUCUCGAUACCUGUUGCACCGAGUGGCGGAAGAUUUCGGAGUUUUAGUUUCCUUCAGCCCAACACUGGCCAGGGGCGACUGGAAUGUCGCCGGUGGAGAAAUGAGUUUUAGCACGAAAGCCAUGAGAACUCCAGGAAAAAGCUUGCAGGCCAUUGAAGAUGCCAUUGAAAAGUUGGGUAAAGUCCACGCUAAUCACAUUCGCAAUUAUGACCCUAAAGGAGGCCAGGACAAUCAGCGUCGCUUGACUGGACGUCAUGAAACGUCCAGCAUCCAUGACUUUUCCGCGGGUGUAGCCAACAGAGGAUGCAGCAUCCGAAUUCCGCGUCAGGUUGCCGAAGAUGGGCACGGUUAUCUGGAAGAUCGUCGACCGGCAUCCAAUUGUGACCCUUACUCUGCAAAGGAAAUUACCGUGCGCACUACUUGCCUGGAUCAGACUGUGGAAUAGAAAUUAGCAGGUCAACUUGGAACCAGGACAUGCCUCUUAGCGAUUUUGAUAACAUGACAUAUUUUAUUUCUGUUGUCUGAUAGAUUGGUCAGUUUUGUGAUAGCAAUGUUUACUUGUCGUUUUGCAGCAUUGCCGAACCGAAUCUUUUACCGCUUUUAUUUUAAAAGAUUUGCAAUCCAUCCAUUUUUCAGUUUUAGCGUAGACUUGAAGUAUGCAUUUUAUUUUGGGAGAUGUUUUAAUGGGAAAUUCGCUAUUUUCCUAUUCCUUGCCAUAAGCCAUAUCGGUUGCACGACUUCGUCUUGCAAUACCUGAAAUGAAGUUUUGCUAGUUU
Messenger RNA from Paramacrobiotus metropolitanus, 2139 nucleotides. RefSeq names its product glutamine synthetase-like. The record is from RefSeq and is a predicted model, not a curated record. Gene Ontology annotation, cellular component: cytoplasm. Gene Ontology annotation, molecular function: glutamine synthetase activity. The transcript has 8 exons. Lineage: Eukaryota; Metazoa; Tardigrada; Eutardigrada; Parachela; Macrobiotidae. Bases 315 to 1808 code for a protein of 497 amino acids.